Messenger RNA from Larimichthys crocea (large yellow croaker), 3354 nucleotides. RefSeq names its product apobec1 complementation factor (gene a1cf). The record is from RefSeq and is a predicted model, not a curated record. The coding region runs from base 154 to 1989 and encodes 611 amino acids. Lineage: Eukaryota; Metazoa; Chordata; Actinopteri; Sciaenidae. Gene Ontology annotation, molecular function: RNA binding. The transcript has 13 exons.
AGGCCCCUGAUGACACGUGAACACACACACACAGUGACACACACACUCAGUGUUCAGAAUGACACAGGUCUGAUCGGAGGGAGGUGAUCUCUGAAAUUGCUCAGUGAGCACCCCUAAUUUCCCUGAUUUACAUAUCGCUGUCAAUCACACCCAAUGGAAUCCAAUCAGAAAGCAAGCGGGGACGGACUGGCGGGAACGCAGAAGGAGGCGGCGCUGCGGGCGCUCAUGCAGCGCACCGGAUACCAACUGCAGCAGGAGAACGGCCAGCGGCGGUACGGUGGCCCCCCGCCCGACUGGGACGGCCCACCGCCAGAGAGAGGCAGCGAGAUAUUUGUGGGGAAACUACCAAGAGACUUGUUUGAAGACGAGCUGGUCCCUCUGUGUGAGAAGUUUGGAAAGAUCUACGAGGUGAGGAUGAUGAUGGACUUUAACGGGAACAACCGAGGUUACGCCUUUGUCACCUUCAGCACCAAACUGGAGGCCAAAGCUGCCAUGAAGCAGCUCAACAACUAUGAGAUCAGAAACGGUCGCCUCCUCGGAGUUUGUGCCAGCGUGGACAACUGUCGUUUGUUUGUGGGCGGGAUUCCCAAAACCAAGAAGCGUGAGGAGAUCCUGACUGAGAUGAGGAAGGUCACCGACGGGGUCGUGGACGUCAUUGUGUACCCAAGCGCCGCCGACAAAUCCAAGAACCGAGGCUUCGCCUUCGUCGAGUAUGAGAGCCACCGAGCAGCUGCCAUGGCCCGUCGCAAACUGCUGCCAGGUCGUAUUCAGCUGUGGGGUCACGCCAUCGCUGUGGACUGGGCGGAGCCUGAGGUGGAGGUGGAUGAGGAUACCAUGGCAACCGUCAAGAUACUGUACGUCAGGAACCUGAUGCUGCAGACCACUGAGGAGACCAUUGAGAAGGAGUUCAACAGCCUCAGACCAGGAGCAGUGGAGCGAGUGAAGAAGAUCAGAGACUACGCCUUCGUCCAUUUCACUCAGAGAGAAGACGCCAUCAAUGCCAUGAACACGCUGAACGGAAAGGUGGUCGAUGGCUCACCCAUCGAGGUGACUCUCGCCAAGCCAGUGGACAAAGACAGUUACGUCCGUUACACUAGAGGGACCGGAGGACGAGGAGGGUCUCUGCUGCAGACCGACUACGCUGCCUACACUCUGGGACAGGUGUACGACCCCUCAGCGGCGUACCUUGGUCCGCCCAUGUUUUACGCCCCCCAGGCCUACACUGCCAUACCAGGUCAGUUUCGCUUCCCGCCGGCCAAAGCUCAUGUCGGAGGUCGAGGUUUGAUCAGGACGCCGUCUGUUCGAGAAAUUUACAUGACUGUACCUGUAGGGGCUGCCGGGGUGCGGGGGCUGGGUGGACGAGGCUACCUGGCCUAUGCUGCCGGGGUCGGAGCCAUGGGCCGAGGCGGCACCUCCUAUGGCUUGAAGGCAGACAAGCAGGCGGAGGAGAAGCUGUAUGACCUUCUGCCGGGCAUGGAGCUGACCCCUAUGAACCCUGCUGCCACAAGCCUGAAGGCCGCCACCAUCAAACCUGCACCACAGGUUCUGGAGGAGUUGUGUCAGAAGAAUAACUGGGGUCAACCUGUCUAUCAGCUCCACUCAGCCAUCAGUCCAGACCAGAGACAACUCUUCCUCUAUAAGAUCACCAUACCAGCUUUGGCUACACAGUACCCCAACGUACAUCCCUUCACCCCCACUAAGCUGUGUGCAGCUGUGGAGGAAGCUAAAGUCCACGCAGCCGAGCACACCCUGCAGACGCUCGGCCUGCAGACAGAGGGCGCCGCCGAUGCCAACUGUGCUACUGCUGCUGCUGUGGCUUCAGUAGCCUUCCCAGGUUACACUCUGGCGAGCCCGGCGUCGUCCGCCGUCGCCUCCCAGCUGAAGCAGGCCGUGUCUCUGGGUCAGGACCUGACCGCCUACACCACCUACGAGGGCUACCCUGCCUUUGCUGUGGCGGCCCGCCACACCGACGGGUACGGCGUUUUCUAGAAGAGCGGGAAAACAGUCUCAGCCGAGGACGCAUCAGUUUCAAAGCUUUGACAGUAAAAACAUGUUAGAUGUGGUGAAUGGGUUCAUGCUGAGGCAGAGUGUGAAUGCUCCGUCACACCGCUGGCUUCUCUCUUCAUAUCACCGCCUCUGCUUUCCUACCUUUAUUUGAAUUACAUGUCCGUACAUACCUGUGAUUAUUAUGUGAUUGAUUAAGUAUCUGGCCUGUGAUUGGCUGUUAAAGGUUUUGAAUCAAUGUUUUAAUCAGUUGAUUUUAGUUUGUUAGUUUCUACUUUGUUUACAAUAUUCAGAGGCUGAAUCGGCUGAAUAGAUUUUAUUAUUUUAUCCUUUUUUUGUAACUCUGCGUUUUCUUGAAGUUAGCUGGAAUUUGUAGUUCUUUUUUUCUCUUACACAUUUAUUUUGUGCUGUUUUUGACGCUGCAGUAGUUUGUCCUGACCGACUCGAAGGUUUGAAGACGCUGCAGAGUCCGGGAGUUUAAGAUGGAAACUUGUUUUAGUCGCUGAGGCAUUCUGGACUUUCUUUAAACUGUGAAUAUGUAGUUUUUAGGUCUUGUGCGUUUCAAAGGAAUCUAAACUUUCCCUCCCUCAUUGUUGACCAGUACUCCUUUCUGCCCUUCUGAUGUGUUUUACGUUAAUGGAAAAAACGAAACGCUUUAUUACGACUACCUGUAACACUGCUUUGAAAUCAGCUCAUUAAAGAAACACCUGAACGUGAACCGGAAUAGAAAGAUCAGCUGUUGAAAUGCUUCAGAUCUUGAUCAGAUUGUCUUGAUUUUUUUUUUAACCGUGUUUCAGUAUUUUCACGUUCGCGUCGUGCGUUGUUUGUUCUGUUUCUACGAAAGCUGCGAUCCGGAACCUUCUGCAAAGGGAGCCCAGGAGCGCCAACGCUCGCUGUAGUUAAAGGUUAGGGAGAGAUGGUAGCUAUGGCGUUUACACCCACGUCUCUUAGCUUCUGAUUUAGAGUCAAAAUGAUAAUACUGGAACAUGAUUGGCCUCCUUAUGCUGACGUCUCCUCAGCAGAUCUUUAAUUUCUUAAUUUGUGUUUCUGGAAUUUUACAAUUGACACGCUGACACCCGAGCUGUGAACAUGCCAAAGCAGAGACAGUAUUAAAGUGUGUGAAGCACUUAGAACUUAUUUUUAUACCAAGAAAAAGAAUAAAUAUCCAGACACUAUUUGUAUUUUUGAGUUAUUUUGUCUGUAAUUGACCCAAUAAACAUGUUAAAGUGAAUCAGUACUAAUGUGUGAUGGACAGAAGGAAUUGUGGGUAUUCUGGACGGUUUUCAUAUCACGAAAGAAAACUGCUUUGAUAAAUUUUGAUCUUUCCAAAAUAAAGAAACAUAAAUCAGA